This is a messenger RNA of Vitis riparia (riverbank grape), 1896 nucleotides long. Its product is annotated as BURP domain-containing protein 3-like. The coding region runs from base 53 to 1705 and encodes 550 amino acids. The record is from RefSeq and is a predicted model, not a curated record. NCBI's taxonomy places the organism in Eukaryota, Viridiplantae, Streptophyta, Magnoliopsida, Vitales, Vitaceae. The transcript is spliced from 3 exons.
CGAGUUCUAGGUAAGCUAGCUUUGUACGAGUUGGAUUAGUUUCAGAGCUUUAAUGGAGUUUCAUCCCCUUCCCAUUCUGACUUCUUUCUUGCUGGUGGUGGUGGUGGUGAGCCAUGCUUAUUCUCUACCUUCCGAUGUUGAUGGGAAGUCGGCUUUGCCUAUUACUCCCUUCCGGAAAGCUAUGCGGAAUCUCUUAAUGCAGCCUGCAGGAAGUUCUACCGAUGCUCAAAAGCAUGCUAGCUCGAUUGCCGAAUAUGAAGCAGUCUAUGGAAACCCUCAAAAAGUAGAAGGAAGUCCUAUCAAUUCUCACAAGGAUGGUAGCCCAAUUGCCGGAUAUGAUGCAGUCUAUGGAAACCCUCAGAAAGCUGGAGGAAGUUCUAUCAAGGCUCACAAUGAUGCUAACUCAGUUGCCGGAUAUGAUGCAGUCUAUGGAAACCCUCAAAAAUUAGGACGAAGUUCUACCAAUGCUCAUCACAAAGAUGCUGGCGCAAUUGCUGGAUAUGAUGCAGUCUAUGGAAGCACGAAAAAACAAGGGGAUGCUAGUCCAAUUGCUGGAUAUGAUGCAGUCUAUGGAAGCACGAAAAAACAAGGGGAUGCUAGUCCGAUUACUGGAUAUGAUGCAGUCUAUGGAAGCACGAAAAAACAAGGGGAUGCUAGUCCAAUUGCUGGAUAUGAUGCAGUCUAUGGAAGCACGAAAAAACAAGGGGAUGCUAGUCCGAUUACUGGAUAUGAUGCAGUCUAUGGAAGCACGAAAAAACAAGGGGAUGCUAGUCCAAUUGCUGGAUAUGAUGCAGUCUAUGGAAGCACGAAAAAACAAGGGGAUGCUAGUCCGAUUGCUGGAUAUGAUGCAGUCUAUGGAAGCACUCGAAAACAAGGGGAUGCUAGUCCAAUUGCUGGAUAUGAUGCAGUCUAUGGAACCUCUCAAAAAGCAGAAGAAAGUUCCAUCAAUGUUCACAAGGAUGCUAGCUCAAUUGCCGGAUAUGAUGCAGUCUAUGGAAACUCUCAACAAAAAGCAGGAGGAAGUUCUAUCAAUGCUCACAAAGAUUCUAGCCCAGUUGCGAGUUAUGGUGCAGUUAAUGUGUUUUUGGAAAAAGACCUGCAUCCUGGGACAAAAAUGGCUGUGCGCUUCACAAAAACCUCAAGUGCAGCUCAUUUCUUGCCCCAUCAAGUUGCUGAAUCCAUACCUUUUUCAUCAAACAAGCUACCAGAAAUUUUGAAGCGAUUCUCCAUGAAAGAAAACUCCGCAGAAGCCCAGAUGAUACAGAAAACAAUAAAACAAUGUGAGACACCUGCCAUAGUAGGAGAAGUUAAGUACUGUGCGAGGUCCUUGGAGUCCCUAAUUGAUUUCAGCACUUCAAGGCUGGGAAAAAACAUUCGAGUUCUCUCCAAUGAGGUGGAAGCGGACAUCCAGGAGUAUAAAUUUGGAGAGGGAGUGAAGAUGGUGGGAGAGAAAUCAGUGGUGUGCCACCAGCUGAACUAUCCAUAUGCUGUGGCAUUCUGCCAUACACUUCACAUGACAAAGAUUUACAUGGUUCCAUUGGUGGGUGCUGAUGGAACCAGAGUUGAAGCUGUAGCAGUUUGUCACCGGGACACUUCAACUUGGGACCCAAAGGCUUUGGUCUUUCAAAGCCUCAAAGUUAAGCCAGGAACUUUGCCCAUCUGCCAUUUCCUUCCUAAUGGUCAUAUUGUCUGGGUUCCAAAGUAGGUAGAGAUCCGCAGAAAGCCUCAAACCCAAUUGCUGGCUUGCAGUUUCUGUAAUAUAUUGUAUGCUAUUUGAAUAACGGCAAGGGUUGAGGAAUGUGUGUCCUAACUCCUAUGUGUAAUAUUAUUCAGUAACGAGUGACUGUCUCCUUGAUUAUUUAUUUCUUCGAGUUAAUUUCAUUCUCCUUCUCUCAA